UUUUAGAUGUAAACAACAACAGCAACAACAAACAGAAGGAUGUACAGCAACAACACCAGCACUCCGCCACAUGACUGUCACACAUAUUACACUCCGCUUUUGCACAUUAACACAGAACAUCUCGUCGUCCUGAAAGUGUUAGAGAACAGUUCAUGCAUAUUGGAAAUCGCAGCACAGUUCUUCAACACAUACUUUUUGCACACCGCCGCGUUCAUGAUACUAGUGACUGCGUAUGAUCGCUACCUCAAAAUACAUCACUUACACAACUACCCUAAAAAAAUGACGACAACCAAAGUCUCCGUAUUUUUCGCUAUCAUUUCUGGGUUAGCUUUUUUCCAAGGUGUGGCAAGAACUGUGGAAACAUUAAACCCCCAUAUACACUUGUCUGGUUUUAUUUUAUUGCCCAUGAAUUUUGUAAUGCUCAUUUCGACUACAGUUUUCUACUUGAAAGCGAUACGAGCGAUGAAGUUCAUUCGACGGAAUUCACACAACCAAGACAUCUUAAAGAGUGUAGAUGGCACAGUAACAAAGCUUUCAACCUUUUACCUGCUAUCUGUGUUCGCAUUGUAUCUGCCGUCACUCGCCACCAGUUUUUUAAAACACUUAUAUAAUCUGGAUGUUCUGCAUUUCGUCUUUUUUAUCGGUAUGUUGCUUAUCUACGUGAACCCGACUGUUAACGGGAUAGUGUUUAUAAGAUUGAACCGAGCCAUAUACAAAAAGAUAACAAGUAUGGCGCGCACAGUCACUGAUCACACUCGCAAUCAUGUGGCAGCAACUGGGGCAAGGCCGACAGACGAUGUUGAAAACCGUGAAACAAUAACAAGAAACAAUUCAAAACGACCGUCAGCGGUCGCGUAAUGCAGUAUUUUAGUAUGAAAAGGCUCCGCUACUAAAUAUUUUAGCUGCAUCAGCUGGCUGGUUAAAUAUUAGUAUUACGUAGCUGGUUCAUCAAGACAUUUCAAGCUAUUCUUCACUAUACGAAUAUCAGUAAAAAAUAUUUCAAUGUUGGUGUUAUUUUACCUAUCUAUCUAGAGGCUUCACGAGUCAACUUUAAAACAACAGAAAUUCUAACCAUUAUAACAGAUAAUAAAGAGAAAUAUAAAAAAUGGAGCAUA
Messenger RNA from Hydractinia symbiolongicarpus, 1115 nucleotides. RefSeq lists its product as uncharacterized. The record is from RefSeq and is a predicted model, not a curated record. The coding region runs from base 40 to 858 and encodes 272 amino acids. Gene Ontology annotation, molecular function: G protein-coupled receptor activity. NCBI's taxonomy places the organism in Eukaryota, Metazoa, Cnidaria, Hydrozoa, Anthoathecata, Hydractiniidae. The transcript is spliced from 2 exons. Gene Ontology annotation, biological process: G protein-coupled receptor signaling pathway. Gene Ontology annotation, cellular component: membrane.